CACCGCAACUCCCAACCCAACACCAACAACACAGUCCGAAAAAACCAGACCUACCUCUUUCUCAACUCUCAACAAUUCAAAUCCAGACUCAAACCAAACCAAACCCCGUCAUAUAUUUGAAUUUGAAUCCCCAACUCUUUGCAUCAUUAACCAUAAGUCCAUAACCAUGCCACCUCUUCUUCUUCAUCUUCUUCUCCUCCAUUUCUUCACUUACAACAGUCGACUCUGCUUCUCCUCUCCACAACCUAAAACCCUCAUUCUACCUCUCAAAACCCAAACACUCCCAAAACCCUCAAACAAGCUCUCAUUCCACCACAACGUCACCCUAACCAUCUCCCUCACAGUCGGGUUGCCCCCACAGAACGUCACCAUGGUCCUCGACACAGGCAGUGAACUCUCCUGGCUCCAUUGUAAGAAAACCCCAAUCCUCACCAACGUCUUCAACCCACUCGCCUCCAAAUCCUACAUCCCAGUCUCUUGCUCCACGCCCACAUGCCGAACCCGGACCCGGGACCUAUCCAUACCCGUUUCCUGCGACCCGAAAAAGCUCUGCCACGCCACUCUCUCCUACGCCGACGCCUCCUCCCUAGAAGGCAACCUCGCCUCCGACACAUUCUUCCUCGGGUCUUCGGGUCAACCCGGGACCGUGUUCGGGUGCAUGGACUCCGGGUUCAGCUCCAACUCCGAAGAAGACGCCAAGACAACCGGGUUAUUGGGCAUGAACCGGGGCUCCUUAUCCUUCAUAACCCAAAUGGGCUACCCGAAAUUCUCGUACUGCAUAUCGGGACGUGACGCCUCCGGCGUCUUGCUCUUCGGCCAAGCCAGCUUCCCGUGGCUCGGGCCGUUAAACUACACGCCGUUAGUUCAAAUGUCGAACCCUUUGCCAUACUUCGACCGCGUGGCGUACACGGUCCAGCUCGAGGGGAUCCGGGUCGGCGGGAAAGUACUAUCUUUGCCGAAGUCAGUGUUCGUACCCGACCACACCGGGGCGGGUCAGACAAUGGUGGACUCGGGCACCCAGUUCACGUUUCUUCUCGGGUCGGUUUACACCGCUUUGAGAAACGAGUUCGUUUUACAAACCAAACCGGGUCUGAAGCUCCUGGACGACCCGAACUUCGUUUUCCAAGGCGCGAUGGACUUGUGUUUCCAAGUCCCGAUGGACCGGCUGAACCGGCCGGUUCUGCCGGCUUUGCCAGCUGUCACGCUGAUGUUUAGGGGAGCAGAGAUGAGCGUAAUGGGAGAGAGGCUGCUGUAUCGGGUAGCGGGAAUGGUGAGGGGGAGUAAUCAGGUGUAUUGCUUCACGUUUGGGAACUCUGACUUGCUGGGUAUAGAGGCGUUUGUGAUUGGUCACUAUCAUCAGCAGAAUGUGUGGAUGGAGUUUGAUCUGGAGAAGUCUAGGGUGGGUGUGGCUCAGGUUAGGUGUGACCUCGCCAGUCAAAGACUUGGUUUGGGUCCCUAGCUAGUAUAGGACUCCAGCUGCGACUAUGUCUAACUACGAUUUAUAGUGUUCUUGAGUACUGAAACUAUGACUCAUUUUGGUUUAUUACGCGUAACACAGUAUACAUAAUGACAUUCGAUUUUGGCUGUGAAUGGCGGUGGAUCAUUGUUUAUGUUAGUGUGUGAUCAUGGAUGGGAUGUUGGGUAAAUAACUAAAUAUCAGAGUUGGAGAGGAGCUUUCCAGUUGUUCUUUGUCACUAUAUUGGUGGGGUUUGGGGUACAAUGAUGAAGAAGCAGCAUUGAUCUGGGGCCGUUGCUAUGGAUUUCUAGAGCUCGAUGAAGGGUGCAGAAAAGGUUGGGGGUGAUGGAGAGAGGUGCAAAUGCAGUUCACUGGGUUUUUGGUGGCUAUGUCGGAUCAGUGGUCUGGUUCAGAGAGAAUAUAAGUUUUGAGAGCCGCAAUGGCGCAAUCAUUAUGUAGUAUGCAGUAGAAAGCAUAUGCCUCGUGCUUAUUCAAAAGAACUAGCUUGCGGCUUUGUGAAGGAUCCUUUAUUCUGAUACAUCAAUGUAAAUUUCUAGUCCUCCAAUAAUACGCAAAAUUUUCUUCAAAUCGCAAGAUAAAUAUAUUCCAUAGAAGCCACAAGAAAAUAUUUGUUUUCUUUUUAAUUGUUAUAUUAGUUAACGACUAAAUAGUCAUAAAGUUACGAUCAUAAACAAAUGUAUAUGAUAAUUGAUGAAAACAAGAUUUUAUUUUGAUCAUGUAAAAACUUAAAUAUUAC
Molecule: messenger RNA, 2213 nt
Organism: Fragaria vesca subsp. vesca
Lineage: Eukaryota; Viridiplantae; Streptophyta; Magnoliopsida; Rosales; Rosaceae
Product: aspartic proteinase PCS1-like
Exons: 2
Coding region: 167-1459 (430 amino acids)
Biological process (GO): proteolysis
Molecular function (GO): aspartic-type endopeptidase activity
Source: RefSeq, a predicted model, not a curated record